Messenger RNA from Pelobates fuscus (common spadefoot toad), 2083 nucleotides. RefSeq names its product E3 ubiquitin-protein ligase TRIM39-like. Bases 41 to 1690 code for a protein of 549 amino acids. Gene Ontology annotation, molecular function: zinc ion binding; protein binding. The transcript has a single exon. Lineage: Eukaryota; Metazoa; Chordata; Amphibia; Anura; Pelobatidae. The record is from RefSeq and is a predicted model, not a curated record.
GAGAGUAUUUACAUUCCAUUCCUUGUUCCUCCUUCCAGUCAUGGCGUCUGCUGAUCUGAGAGACGAGCUGACCUGCUCCAUCUGUCUGAGUAUUUAUACAGAUCCUGUAACCCUGACAUGUGGACACAGCUUCUGCCAGGUCUGUAUUGGGAAAGUGCUGGACACACAGGAGGGAUCCAAAGCCUAUAGGUGUCCUGAAUGCAGAGCAGAGUUUCAGGAACGUCCGGCACUGGAGAAGAAUAGGAAGCUGUGUAACAUUGCAGAGCAUUUCCUAUCUAAUCACCCAGAGCAGGGGGAGGAAGCUCGGAUCCUCUGUACUUACUGCAUUCAAUCUUCUGUAUCUGCUACUAAAACAUGUUUGCUGUGCGAAGCUUCUCUGUGUGAAAACCACCUGAAGGUUCACAGCAGGUCACCAGAACAUGUCCUAACUAACCCCACCACAUCCUUUAUGCAGAGAAAAUGCUCAGUCCACAAGAAGGUCCUGGAGUAUUACUGCUCUGAGGAUGCUUCCUGUAUCUGUGUGUCCUGCAGCCUGGCCGGGGAGCACAGAGGACACCAGCUGGAGACUCUGAAUGAGGCCUCUGAGAAGAAGAAGAAGAAACUGAGAGAUAUUCUGCAGAAACUGACCUCAAAGAGAGAGGAAAUAGAAGAAAGUGUCCAACGUCUCCAGAAACACAGAAAAAAUGUGCAAAUAAAAGCAAUUGGUGUAACAGAACAAGUUAUUGAUCUGAUACAUGGCAUCAGAAAAAAGCUAGACACUCUAGAGGAACGAGUCCUUCGAGAUAUCUCUAGGCAACAACAGCAGGUCUCAUUCCGAGUCUCCAGAAUAGUCCGGCAGCUGGAAAUUAAGAAGGAGGAGCUGUCGAGGAACAUACAUCAUGUUGAGGAGCUGUGUAACACGAAGGACCCAUUGACUGUCUUACAAGGACGGGAAUCAGACAGCGCUAACUAUUGUGAAGCUGAAGAUGGAAAUCAUGAGAAUGAAGAAUGUGAUGAAGAAAUGGUCAAUGCUGUAGGUGAUCUCGAUGCUUUCCUGAUCUCAAUGACUUUACAUAAAGGUUUAGUUGACAUUAUAACUUUGAAGAAGAGAUGGAAGAAUGUCCCAGGAGCUUCGGUCAUGUUACCAGAUGUGAGCGUGACAUCAGACAUAUCACUAGAUGAAAACACAGCAAGUCAUGUAGUUUCCAUAUCACAUGAUGGGAAUAGUGUUUCCUUCCCAGCAUUAGGCAGCCAUUGUCCUGAAACUCCGGGAAGUAUUUGGGACAGACAGGUUAUAAGCACCAUGGGUUUUUCCUCUGGGCAACAUUACUGGGCAUUUGAAAUCAACGAAUCCGGAAACUGGAUUGUAGGUAUGGCCUAUCCCAGUAUAAACAGGAAAAACAUGGACUCAUUCAUUGGGAUGAAUAACAAGUCUUGGGGUUUGGGUAGGUGGAAGAAUGGUCCAUAUACAGCACGCUAUAAUGCAAAAGAAACUCGUUUGCUUAAUUACCCUUCCCGUCAGAUAAUAGGAAUGUAUCUUGACUGUGAGGCUGGGCGGCUGGCCUUCUAUGAGCUGGGUGACAAAAUCAUACACUUACACACCUUCCCUACCACCUUCACCGAGCCGCUGCAUGUUGGGCUGGGUGUUUGGGAUAACUUAACUGGUCUAGGGAGAAUUACAAAAAUAAACUUCUUAGGAAAGGCUUAUUGAUGAGGGGACAAAGUACUCCAAAUAGGAACAUGUAUGAAGCAUACUUCAUAUAACUCAAAGUAGAAAGAGAAAUUCACACACAAUUAUGGAAAAAAUAAUUAAAUUGUUUUUGUAUAUGCAAUGAACAAAAACAAAUACUAUAAUAGGUGUAUCAAGUAGAAACGAAUAAUGUAGCUGAAUCUAAACACAGAGAGGGAUACCUGAACAGACAGUUGACUAGUUGCAUUAAUAAUUAUGUCACCAAUGGUAUUGAAUAAAUACAGGGACUCAUUAGAACACAUAGGCUGUUUAGAAUAUGAACAAUGGUAAUUAUAAGUAAAUCCUAUUGGGAAAGGCUAUAGGGGGUAGCUUCAAUGAGUACAUGACAUCCUCAACAAAUAAAAUAAAACAAAA